Molecule: messenger RNA, 1280 nt
Organism: Papaver somniferum (opium poppy)
Lineage: Eukaryota; Viridiplantae; Streptophyta; Magnoliopsida; Ranunculales; Papaveraceae
Product: carboxylesterase 1-like
Exons: 1
Coding region: 53-1015 (320 amino acids)
Molecular function (GO): hydrolase activity
Source: RefSeq, a predicted model, not a curated record
AUAUCGACUCCAUUUAUCCAAAGUUCAAACAUCAUCCAAUAAAAAUCCAACAAUGGCAGAUCCUUAUGAAUUCCUAAUGUGCAUUCACAAUCCUGAAGAAGAUACCCUAACAAGAAAUUUUCCGAUUCCUGCUACUCCCUUAGAUCAAAACACCAAAGACAUUUCUUUAAAUCCUGAUAGGAAAACCUCACUUCGAAUCUUUCGGCCACCAACCAAAGAACCUCCUGUAACAAAGAAUAAGCUGCUUCCUAUCAUAAUUUAUUUCCAUGGUGGAGGUUUCAUUCUUUUCAAUGCAGAUUCAACUAUGAACCAUGACUUUUGUCAAUCGAUUGCUACACAUAUACCCGCGCUGGUCGUUUCUGUAGACUACCGUCUUGCUCCUGAAAACCGACUUCCCGCUGCCUAUGAUGAUGCUGUUGAUGCUUUAAACUGGGUCAAAGACCAAGGUUUAGGCAAACUAAAUAAUAGUGAAGUAUGGUUAAAAGAGUAUGGUGACUUCUCAAAGUGUUUCAUUAUGGGGUGCAGCUCAGGUGCUAAUGUUGCAUAUCAUGCCAGUUUAAGAGCAAUAGAAAUGGAUCUUGAACCAGCUAAGAUUAAUGGAUUAAUAUUACACUGCCCUUUUUUUGGUAGUCUUGAGAGAACUGAAUCAGAUUCAAAAGUGAUCAACAAUCAGGACUUGCCGCUUGCCGUAAGGGAUGUCAUGUGGGAACUGGCGUUGCCGCUUGGGUCUACUCGUGAUCACGUUUAUUGUAAUCCGAAUAUUGAUCAUGAUGGAUCAUCAUCUGGAAAUAUGGUGGGGUUAAUCGAGAGAUGUUUUGUGGUAGGAUUUUAUGGGGAUCCACUUAUUGAUCGACAAAUUCAGCUGGUGAAGAUGCUGGAGGAAAAAGGUGUGAAGGUUGAAACUUGGAUUGAACAAGGAGGGUAUCAUGGGGUGCUAUGCUUUGACCCUAUGAUACGUGAAACCUUUUUGGAAAAACUAAAACAUUUUAUUUUAAACGACGAAUUUAUAUACUAAAAUAUAUUAUUAGUAUUAAACAAUGAAAUUCUUAUUUUUUCUAAAAUGAGCUUUUGGACGAAACAUUGUGUACGAACUAGCUGAUGUAAUUUUUCGUUUUACCGGAUUUUUCAUUUUUUUUGCUUUCUUUCUGCUCUCUUUUAUAAGUCGUUCUUGCUCUGUGUCAUCGCAUCUGUUUCGUUUCCUACCUUCUUUAUAUAUAAAUUCUUGUACUUUCCAUUGUGAAACUCCUGAGCAUAUUAUUUUCCAUUGUGACUUUGUUUUA